ACCAGGAGCCAGAGCUCGCGGACUAUCUGCGACGCCGCGAGGCCUACGGACAGGGUGGCUCCGUAGGAACUAGCCCGGGCGGGUACGACGGUUAUUUAAUUGGAAGUUCAAAAGAACAAAUGUUCAUUUCGCAUCAGAUACUAAGACUCCGGGGUCUCGGGGCCCCCUGUAAAAUCCUUUCUCUGGAGCAAUCGGUUCUCGACGGUUGUAUCUGUGCCUAUAAUAUAGCCCUUAUUGCUGCUUCAUGUGCUGGAGUAAAGCACAGUGAUGAGGCUAAAGCCAAAAUAUCUGAUGCGAAGAAGGGAAAGAGCCACUCUGAAGAACAUAAAGCCAAUAUAAGUGCUGCUGGGAAGGGGAAGAGCCACUCCGAGGAGACUAAGGCAAAGAUGAGUGCUAGCCAUAAGGGGCAGAAGCACUCUGCUGAAACGAAGGCAAAAUUGUCUGCUGCGAAGACGGGCCGUGAGCUCCCCGAGGGACACAAGGCCAAAAUCUCUAAUCAAGGAAAACCGGUCUAUCUUUAUAUUGUAAAACCACGUGCUUUAGAAUUAAAUGCAACCUUUCGUAAUAGGGAGAGGGCCAGCGAAUCAUUGGGGAUUAAUCGAACGACUCUCUAUAGAUACAUUAAAAAUCGUACGCUAUUCAAAUUUAACGGAGUUUCCCACGUGUUACCCUACUGGUUUAAACCACGUGUUCUCGUCCCUGAUGCUACAAGCUCCCUGGUGCUUUCUCUGGAGCAAUCGAUUCUUGACGGCUGUGUUUGCGCCUAUAAUAUAAGUCCCACUGCGGGAUCUCCAGCCGGAGUAAGCCGCUCAGAUGAAACGAAGGCCAAAACCUCUGCUUCUCUGCAGGGGCAUAAACACUCCGAUGAGACGAAGGCGAAGAUGUCUGCUAGCCGGAAGGGGCGGCCCUCACCUAUGAAGGGGCGGAAGCUCUCCGAGGAAACAAAAGCGAAGAUGUCUGCUUCAUCUUAUAAUAAGGGCAAAGCGGUCUACUUGUACCUGGUAAAUACCCGCGGGUUUGAGUUAGCGGGUAGCUUCCCUAACAUUACGAGAUGCAGUGAAACAUUAGGGGCCCUCCUCAAAUAUGGUUUAAACAGCUUCGUCUUGAUUAUUUUCUUCGUCCCCGACGCCACGAGCUCGUUGGUGCUUGCUCUAGAACAAUCGAUCCUUGACGGAUGCGUAUGCGCUUAUAAUAUCUUGCCGACCGCAGGCUCGUCUGCUGGAGCAAGGCACAGUGACGAAACGAAGGCCAAGAUGUCUGCUGUUAAGAGGGACAUAAGCACUCGGAAGAAACUAAGGCAAAACUGA
Messenger RNA from Acaulospora colombiana, 1307 nucleotides. NCBI's taxonomy places the organism in Eukaryota, Fungi, Glomeromycota, Glomeromycetes, Diversisporales, Acaulosporaceae. The record is from the annotation of a GenBank genome assembly.